ACACACACACACACACACACACACACACGGAGGACAUAAGAGGAGGGGUGUGUGUGUGUUUGUAACUGCAUGGAGGAGCAGAAGGGGAGGAGGCUCGCCCUUCCCCUGAUUGUAGCACUUUAACAAACUUGGUUGGGAGGUGGGAGAAAACACGCUGCUCCUUCAAGUGAGUUUGUUCCUCCUGGUGUCCAUUCUGGAGGGUUUUCCCAGAAUUAACAGGCCCCCGCUUCAAGGAAGGAGAUUUGUGAGAAAGUUUGGGCCAGAAAAUGUCUGAGGCAGGAGUCAACCCACAUUUGGAGGGAAUUAUUUCUGAUUUUGAAGCCCUUAAGAGGUCCUUUGAGGUGGAGGAUGUUGACACUUCGUCCCAUUCUUCACCUGGCUCUCGUCGAUCAACAAACUCUCCUCACCGUAACGCCAUGUCCCCUACAAGCAUCUACUGCCGCGACCUGGGCACUGCUGCCCCAUCUACCAACAACAUCAACUACACUCAGCCACGCUCCAUCAUGGGUGGAGGAGGCUCCAAGACCCCUGAGCCCGUGUCACGCCGCUCUGAACUCUCCAUUGAUAUCUCUUCUUCUAGCAAGCAGAUGGAUAACAUCACCAGCCCAGCUUCCGCACGGUUUGUGAGCAACAGCGCCCUGAAACGCCCUGAAGUCCUGGGUCACUCCAAGACCCCAGAGAUGGGCCACAAGAGGGAGGUGACUUUUGCCAAGACCCUGGCUGAUUCCCCAGUGAUGCGCCGUAAUGAGGGCAACAAUAACAACAAUGGGAUUGCUCGAAUCCCUGACAUCAAUCACACUCGCAAAUUGGAACCCCCAAGUCCCGGGGAUGUCCGUAGACCUGAAAUCAACAUCACCAAAGCUCCUCCAGAGAACAACGGUCAUCACGCAGCAGUCCACCACCCCCACCACCCCAACCCACACCACAACACCAUUGUCACAACCUUCCGCUGCUCCUCACCCAGCCAUGUUGGACGCAAGUCCCCUAACCCUGACAGGUCAGAGGUCAGCCUGAGCCAUAGCAACAUGUCCGAGACUGCAAAGCUCCACCAUCCCAGCCCUCAAGCCAAGGGGGACAAGAGCCAUGGAGGCGACUUCAGCUACGUGGGCAUUGAUGCUAUCCUGGAGCAGAUGAGGAGGAAGGCCAUGAAGCAAGGCUUCGAGCUCAACAUUAUGGUUGUGGGACAAAGUGGCCUGGGGAAGUCCACCCUGAUGAACACGCUGUUCAAAUCCAAAGUGAGCCGUAAUAAGUCGGUGCAGACCGACCCAGAGGAGAGGAUCCCCAAGACGGUUGAGAUCAAGUCCAUCAGUCACGAUAUCGAGGAGAAAGGCGUGAGGAUGAAGCUGACGGUCGUCGACACUCCAGGCUUCGGGGAUCAGAUCAAUAAUGAAAACUGCUGGCAACCCAUCAUGAAGUUCAUCAAUGACCAGUAUGAAGCCUACUUGCAGGAAGAAAUCAACAUUGAAAGGAAGAAAAGGAUCCCAGACUCCAGGGUGCACUGCUGCAUAUACUUCAUCCCUCCAACUGGUCACUGCCUGAGGCCUCUAGAUGUUGAGUUCAUGAGCCGUCUCAGUAAAGUGGUCAACAUCGUCCCCGUCAUCGCCAAGGCUGAUACGCUCACCCUGGAGGAGAGGGACAGCUUCAAACAGACGAUCAGGGAAGAGCUGCGAGCCAAUGGGAUCGACGUUUAUCCCCAGAAGGAGUUUGACGAAGACGCAGAGGACAGAAUGAUCAACGACAAGAUCAGGGAGAUGAUCCCUUUCGCUGUGGUGGGCAGUGACCAGGAGUACCAGGUGAAUGGGAAGAGGAUUCUGGGAAGGAAAACAAAAUGGGGCACCAUAGAAGUUGAGAAUAUCGCGCAUUGUGAGUUUGCUUACCUGAGGGACCUCCUCAUCAGGACACACAUGCAGAACAUCAAAGACAUCACAGGGAGCAUCCACUAUGAGACGUAUCGCGUCCGGCGGUUAAACGAGUCCAACCCCCAUCUCAUUUCUCAGCCGCCCAACCAUCUGGACGCGCAGUCCAAGGCUAACGGUCAGCUGGAGGAGCAGGCCGGCGCCCUGCAGGCUAACGGAGUGGCCCCUCAGCACGCAGCCUUGUCCCGCGAGAUGUAGGGAGCACCAGUUCACCCUAGCAGGACACGACCUGGCACAGAACGUCCACUCUGUCAUGCCCUGUUCACACACACACACACACACACACACACACACACACACACACACACACACACACACACACACACACACACACACACACACACACACACACACACUGAAUCCCUUCUUUGGUCGUCUCUUACCGUGUCACAGCUGAUGAAUUAGUUACAGAUGUCUCACUCCUGAGUGACCUUAUGACCAGAACAGCACCAGAAGAAACAGCGUCCUGUGUACAGAAAACCUUUGACUGAACCAUCUAAAAGCCUGGUUUGUUUCGUGCUGUGGUGUAUAGUUUGUAUAGUUACCAGGGUUACCGUAGGGACGUUAGCUUUCUAGUGUUUGUGACUAGCUUUGCCGAUGUCGUUGACACCUCCGCACUGUGAAAUGGAAAAAGAAUGAGUCAGAAGUGUGGAGCAGUUUUUGAAAAUGAGCCCCAUAGUCAUUCUUAUUCUGACGUUUUAAACCCCUUCCUGCCUAUUUCUAUAUAAAGCCGUAAGUGUUUGUGUACAACAGCCAUCCUUUCUUGCUCCUUUACUGUGUAUUUUUAUUGCUUAUAAAUGUUCUAAUGUUAAUGUAGAAGGCUGGGGUGCAGCUGUUUGUCUCACACAGUCGUUUUGUUCACUUUCUGGACUCGAACCAAAUACGUCUGUUUGAUCUAACGAAAGAAAGCACAUACAGUAUGUAGCGUUGACAUAUGGGUCUGUAUUUAUAUGUGACGUUUGAUGUAGUCCAUUUAAUUCCUCCGUUUGCCUUCCUAAAGUUUGUUUCAGGUCAGAGACGGCAGCAUCAAAUGUGGGUUUAGACUGUCUUGCAGCACGUUUCCCGUUUCCCAGCCUGCACUGUGUCAAGCAUCCAAUAACUUUAGCGAUUAGAGCUAAUCCUGCUAAUAAAUCACAUUUCCAUGAGUAAGUCUGCAGCGUUUUACUGCCAGUUAUCUGUUACAGCUGUGAGGAAGAAUCUGUGCCUGAAACCUUAAAAUGAUGCCAAUCUUUGAAUAAAUGCAACAGUUUCUGCAGCUAGUUACUAUUUUUGAAACAAAAUAUUUGAUAAAACACAAACUCAAGGGAUGUUUAAUAGACUCGGUGUAUUUAUAUCCUUCUGAUUUCCAAAUGAAAAAUAAUUUUGAGUCGAAGCAAACUUAUUUUCCAAAUUACAAUAAAAAAUGUCUUCUCUAGAAAAAGUGAUCGGAUUCCACUUUGUUUACUGUUGUAUAGUUCUUGUGUACUUUGUUAUGCCAUUGUAGACUAAGGUUUUAUCCUCGAUUUGCUAUCUGAAAUGAAUAAAGAUUGAUAUUUUUACCGUU
This is a messenger RNA of Nothobranchius furzeri (turquoise killifish), 3459 nucleotides long. RefSeq names its product septin 9b (gene septin9b). Gene Ontology annotation, cellular component: septin complex; septin ring; cell division site. Gene Ontology annotation, biological process: cytoskeleton-dependent cytokinesis; intracellular protein localization. Gene Ontology annotation, molecular function: GTP binding; GTPase activity; molecular adaptor activity. The record is from RefSeq and is a predicted model, not a curated record. Lineage: Eukaryota; Metazoa; Chordata; Actinopteri; Cyprinodontiformes; Nothobranchiidae.